Molecule: messenger RNA, 1077 nt
Organism: Trypanosoma theileri
Lineage: Eukaryota; Euglenozoa; Kinetoplastea; Trypanosomatida; Trypanosomatidae
Exons: 1
Coding region: 1-1077 (358 amino acids)
Cellular component (GO): Set1C/COMPASS complex
Molecular function (GO): protein binding; chromatin binding
Source: RefSeq, a predicted model, not a curated record
AUGUCCCGUGUGCCCGACAGUGGCCCCAUUGAGGUGGCCUCACACUUCUUCAACGGCAUUAGCGACCCGCGUGUUGUCACGAUGGACUUCUCACUGGACGGACGGUAUUUCAUCUCAUCACACGCCGAUGACGCGUUGCGGCUGCUGGACGUGACGGCAAUGCGGCACACAGAGACGAUACAGUUGGAGGCAUUCGGUGUGCACUGCGCGAAGUUUACACAGUCCAGUGAUGUGGUCUGCGUGGCUCCACGGCAUAGUGGGGAUGGUCACUUGUAUCUCUUGAGUCUUAGCACGGCACAGUUCUUUGCUGCUAUGGCGUUUAUUAGUGAUGAGGUGCCGGAGCUUCGCGCUACUGUAAAUACACCGGUGUAUUCAACCAUUGCGCAGUGUCCACAAAGUGAUGUGAUUGCAUCUGUUUUCUCCACACAAGGGCGGUUGUUGUUAUUUCACCCACUCAUCUCCGGUGCUCUUGCGGCCUCUGGGGAACGCACAGUGGUGGGAAACAGAGGGGCAGUGUCCUUCAGCCCAGAUGGUGGGAAACUCGUCAUUGGAGACGAUUAUCAUGUGCGUGUAUUUGACUGUCGUAAGAUGUUCAGCACACCAUUGUUGUCUGUAGAGAACAAAACCAUUUUCACCGACUCGGGUGCAGCCUCACGGUGUAAAGGAGCCGAAGUGAGCGCAGAUGGUCGUCAUCUCUUGCUUACAUCUUCCUCUGGUGAAGCUAUUGUUUAUGAUAUGGGCCGUGAAGUUGUGGCUUGCUCGUAUUUUCACGAUGCGGCACGACGCCAUUUUUUAGGCGCUGGUGAUGCUGUUGGCGCAAAGUAUGUUUUUCCCAAUCUCGCCGAGUCGUUAGUGGUGCAGCCGUCUACAUUUAUGAAUGCCGGACGUCAUCUGUUGGUCUACGGCGGAUACGACGCCUCGCAGAUCUCGCAGGAGUGCAGUAAAGGGCAACUGCGGUUUGAACUGCAAUGCAAAGACAGUGAUGUUCCCGUUGCGUUGAGUGUGAACUCAAAGUAUGCGCUUGUGGCCACAGCAGCACAUGGUGUCACCUGGUGGUCCUUCAACAUAGAUGCAUAG